AUGCCUGCCGCACCGAGUAAAAUUAAGACCAAGAAGUGCCAGAGAGCAUGUGUCCGAUGUCGUGGUAUGAAAGUGAAGUGCUCGGGGUCGGAGCCCUGCACUAGAUGCGCUCGGAAGAAGUUGCAUUGCCAUUUUCCGACUGAGGAUGUGCGAAUUUCGGUGUCGGAACGGUACCUCCGACAAUUAGAGGAGCAAUUAUCAAAAAGAAGUGAUAGCCUGCAGCCUACAGACCCUGAUCGUACGUCUCCUUACCAAGUCGGGAAUGAUGUCGAUCUAUCAGGUCUCAAUCAGAAUUUGAUCUUGGAGGACCAGCGAUGGCAAGACAUUACUCAAAAUAAUGCCCUCCAUUCGACAGAGGCAUUGCCUCCCAGGAAUAUCGAAGAUGACCCUGAUGUGGAAAACGAUGGUCAUCGGUCCCGUUUUUCUAGAAACCCUCUUGUGGAUAACAACCCACAGUUUGCAAAGACUCCAGAUGGCAGAUUCUGGUACAUGGGUCCUACAUCAUCAUGGUCAUUCUGCCGUCGAGUCUUAGCACUCAUAGGGAGACGAGUCCCAGAAUCAAACUGCCCACCGGAUCCAUGGCAUUUAGAUGGAAUGGCUUUCAAACUACAGUGGCGCCCAGCAUCUCCAGAUGAGGUUCCCGACGUAUCCAAUUUGCCUCCGCUGGAUUAUGCACUGUUCCUAUUUAACACUGUUAAAUUCUAUUUCGGCUUCUUAUCAUUCAUGAUUGAUGAGGAGUCAUACCUCCAAGACCUCCAUGAAUUCUACAAGAAUCCCGCCAAGAAAGCUGCAGAAUCAAGGUAUUGGUAUGCGCAGUACCUCUUGGUUCUUGCGUUUGGAAAAGCUUUUCUAUCUCACAAGAAUCCUUCUGGAACACCACCAGGACAUCAAUACGCUGCAAGAGCGAUGGCUCUGUUGCCAGAUCUAUCUGGCAUGCAUAGAGACCCAUUAAAAUGCAUUCAAGCUUUGAGUCUUGGUGCUGUAUACCUUCAAUCUAUUGAUAUGAGACGAGCAGCAUUUCAACAUAUUGGACAUGCUCUCCGCGGAUGCAUAAUAGAGGGAAUUCAUAGACAUGUCCCAGAAGAAUUUGGAGGACCAGAACUUUCAAGACGAUGCAGGACUAUCUUCUGGGUGGUUUACAUGCUGGAUCGUGAAUUCGCGGCGCUAAUUGGUGCACCCAGCUCCAUCAGAGAUGAGGAUAUCACAGUUCGAUUGCCCGCAGAAGUGGAGAGCUCCGUGGAGGACAUAAAUUUGACAUUGCAUGUGCGUCUUUCGAGGUUGAUGGCUCAAAUUUUGACAACUGUUUAUGGAGUUGGAGAUGAAUUUAAUGAUUCGCUCAUCCGAAACACGCAGUCAAUUCUGCACGGCAUAGCCGGGCUUUCCCAUGAUUUGACUUUGUUUCUGAAUAAACAUUUUCACGGUUUGAUUAGCCGCGCUUCGAAAAUGGCAAUUCGACUUAUGUUGGCUCAUCACCAUUGUAUUGUUCUUGCGACAAGACCAUUGGUUAUGUGUGCCUUGCACAUGCACAUCGAACGAUCGGAGAGACAAACAUCUCAAACAAUAGCACUAUCACCUCCAGUUUCCUCUCUCCUCCAGUGUUGUGCAGACUCAGCACAGACCAUCCUACAAACUCUCCAAACCCUAGCUGACGAUGACUUGAUGGAUGCAUUCUUACCAUUCCAAAUCGAAGACGCCUCUUCAUCCGCCUUCGUUUUAUACCUAAUUCGUUCUAUCGCCCCAUCACUAAUCCCAAAUAGCACAUGGUGCGAUAACCUCGAGUGCGUUCUGGAUAAAUUGAUCUCAAAGGGCAGUGUUGUUGCGCCUCUCAAAAGACGAGAACUUAGUCAAUUGGAGCAGAUCCUGGCACCGCUGACUCCGAAAUCUACGAAUUCCCCAUUACCACCUGUUGCUUUCAAUCCUGGUGCAGAUGAGCAUGAGGAUGUCUAUGCUAUUGACCAAGUGGAUGUGGGCGAUGAGUUUGAAUGGGAUCUACUAGGAUUGAAUCCUUCAGUUAGUCUUCCGCCGCGAGAAUUGCUGGAUCUUGCGGAUCAAUUGGAUAUGGAAAGUAUUAUGCAAUCCGUUAAUGGAUGU
Messenger RNA from Penicillium malachiteum, 2091 nucleotides. RefSeq names its product Zn(II)2Cys6 transcription factor. The record is from RefSeq and is a predicted model, not a curated record. Gene Ontology annotation, cellular component: nucleus. NCBI's taxonomy places the organism in Eukaryota, Fungi, Ascomycota, Eurotiomycetes, Eurotiales, Aspergillaceae. Gene Ontology annotation, biological process: positive regulation of transcription by RNA polymerase II; DNA-templated transcription. The annotation marks the transcript as partial. The transcript has 9 exons. Gene Ontology annotation, molecular function: DNA-binding transcription factor activity, RNA polymerase II-specific; sequence-specific DNA binding; zinc ion binding.